AUGGGAGAACGAGGUCCAGAUCAAUGGCUAGAACAGAUUAAAAACUGUGUAGCAUUAUCCGAAUCAGACAUGAAACAACUAUGUGAACUAGUGAAGGAAUUACUAAUGGAAGAAUCCAACAUCCAACCAGUCCAAUCGCCAGUCACGGUAUGUGGUGAUAUACAUGGCCAAUUUCAUGACUUAUUAGAAUUGUUUAGAAUAUCUGGUGGAUUGCCCAGUGAUGAUAAUCAAACAAACUACAUCUUUCUUGGUGACUAUGUUGAUCGUGGUUAUUUUUCAUUGGAAACUUUCACAUUGCUAAUGGUUUUAAAAGUGAAAUAUCCUCAUCGUAUAACCAUGGUUAGAGGUAAUCAUGAAACCCGACAAAUUACUCAAGUUUACGGCUUUUAUGAAGAAUGUUUAACCAAGUAUGGAUCAACCACAGUAUGGAAAUAUUGUUGUCAAGUAUUUGAUUUCUUAACAUUGGCUGCCAUAAUUGAUGGCAAGAUUCUUUGUGUCCAUGGUGGCUUAUCCCCCGAAAUUAGAAUGUUGGAUCAAAUCAGAGUGCUUUCAAGAGCACAAGAAGUGCCUCAUGAAGGUGGCUUUUGUGACUUGGUAUGGUCCGAUCCUGAUAAUGUUGACACUUGGGCAGUAUCACCACGUGGUGCUGGAUGGUUAUUUGGAUCAAAAGUAUCACGUGAAUUUAACCAUAUAAAUAAUUUACAAUUAAUUGCUAGAGCUCAUCAAUUGGUAAUGGAAGGGUUCAGAUACCAUUUCAAGGAGAAAGACGUGGUUACUGUUUGGUCAGCACCAAAUUAUUGUUAUCGAUGUGGUAAUGUUGCUAGUGUUAUGCAAAUUGAUGAGGAUUUGGAACCAAAUUUUAAAAUCUUCAGUGCUGUACAAGAUGGUGAUUUGACUUUAAAGAAUAAUAACACUAAACAACAAAGAAGCGAUUACUUUUUGUAA
Molecule: messenger RNA, 945 nt
Organism: Lodderomyces parapsilosis
Lineage: Eukaryota; Fungi; Ascomycota; Pichiomycetes; Serinales; Debaryomycetaceae
Gene: SIT4
Product: type 2A-related serine/threonine-protein phosphatase
Exons: 1
Coding region: 1-945 (314 amino acids)
Biological process (GO): peptidyl-serine dephosphorylation; G1/S transition of mitotic cell cycle
Cellular component (GO): cytoplasm
Molecular function (GO): protein serine/threonine phosphatase activity
Source: RefSeq, a predicted model, not a curated record